Messenger RNA from Chroicocephalus ridibundus (black-headed gull), 1494 nucleotides. RefSeq names its product mitotic arrest deficient 2 like 1 (gene MAD2L1). The transcript is spliced from 5 exons. The record is from RefSeq and is a predicted model, not a curated record. Bases 59 to 679 code for a protein of 206 amino acids. Gene Ontology annotation, cellular component: kinetochore; cytoplasm; nucleoplasm. Gene Ontology annotation, biological process: mitotic spindle assembly checkpoint signaling. NCBI's taxonomy places the organism in Eukaryota, Metazoa, Chordata, Aves, Charadriiformes, Laridae.
CCGGGGCCGGAUUUGAACCGGGCGGCGGGGAAGUGCCGGCGGCGGCCGCGCAGCCCCCAUGGCCAAGCAGGUGGGCCGGGACCAGCAGGGCAUCACCCUGCGGGGCAGCGCCGAGAUCGUCGCUGAGUUUUUCUCCUACGGGAUCAACAGCAUCCUCUACCAGCGGGGCAUCUACCCCCCAGAGACCUUCACCCGCGUCCAGAAGUACGGGCUCACCCUCCUCGUCACCACCGACCCCGAGCUGAAGAACUACCUCAACAACGUGGUGGAGCAGAUGAAAGAGUGGCUGUACAAGUGCAUCGUGCAGCGCCUGGUGGUGGUCAUCUCCAGCAUAGAGAACAACGAGGUUCUGGAGCGGUGGCAGUUUGAUAUAGAGUGUGACAAAACUGCGAAAGACGAGAGUGCACCGCGAGAAAAAUCUCAGAAAGCUAUUCAGGAUGAAAUUCGAUCUGUUAUCAGACAAAUAACUGCCACAGUAACUUUUCUGCCACUGUUGGAAACUGCCUGUGCCUUUGACUUGCUGAUAUACACAGAUAAAGAUUUGGCAGUGCCAGAAAAGUGGGAAGAGUCAGGACCGCAAUUCAUAGCCAAUUCGGAAGAGGUUCGUCUUCGUUCCUUCACUACUACAAUCCACAAAGUAAAUAGUAUGGUAGCUUACAAAAAGGAUUCCUUCCCCUAAGACGUGGGAAGAGGGUUGUACAUAGUUUCUGUUCAUAGUGUGGCUAAGUCAUGAACAUCACUGCUGUUGCUCAAGUAUGAUACAGAAAAUCGUCAACGUGUUUGGCUAUGAUAAUGUGAUAUUAAUACCAAAGCUGCCAUUGUUUUUAAAGAGGUCUAAAUAAGGUAUUCAUAAUGACAGUUCAGCUCAUACCUAAGUGUAUGAGCUAAACUAAUGGUGUGUUAAACUACCACCUUCACUAGAAAAACUGCCUAAACUGAGGAUCAAUUGCUAGAAUUGUGUUCAAAUCCUGUAAUUUAGUAUUUUAAGAUUAUUAUAAACUGCAUUCUAUUAAGCAGGCUUAAUUCUCUCUGGCACUAAAAAAAGUCUCACUCCUGACAUGCCAGUUCUUCGUGUUAAAAGCCGAGGCUGUUUUAUUAUCAGAAACAAUCCUAAAAUGCAUCAACAGAGCAAUUUUGAAGUUGCUUAUACUUCUUUACAAUGAAAGCAGCAUGGAGCUUUGUAUAUUAGCGACUGCUAGACUCUAGUUCUGGGGAUGGCGUUGUUCUAAGCCGGUGUAUGUCUCGCGUGUCUGUCAAGCAUUUUCUCUGUUUGUAUUCUUGUUUUAUAGAAUAAAGCUUGAAAUCUUAUAGCGUUCUCUAAUUCAGACUCCAGUAAUUCAUACUUUAAAUGUCUUUUUUUAAAUGUAAAACUUUGUUAUAGAACCAAAAGGCAUCCUACUUAAUAUAUUUCCCCACCCCAAUAUUGUUAUCCUGUUUCCUCCAAGUCUCAAAGUAAGUGUUGUGGAUUCAAUAUGGAAUCCAUUCCUGGAUUAA